UUGGUUUAUGUUUGCUCCACAGCCGACGCGCUUUCUCCUCCGGUCCGAUCCACCAUAAGAACUUCUUCUGGAGCCUCUAGAACUCGCAGCAGGAAGGUUUUCUGGAACUGGAUCUGGAAAACCUUCUGCAUUAAACGAAUCGCUGUGGUUUCGUUCUAUGUUCGUGACGCAGGGGUGAUCGGUCUGUAACGGCGGCUUCUAAUCUAAUGAUAGAGUCUGUUCUGAAGGUUACGAUGGUUUCUGGAGUCACAAAAGUGGAUUCAGAAAAAGGUUCUCGAGUCAAAGUGGGUUCCAUAUUUCCCUCCAUGCACGUGGUGUUCACCGUGCUGCUGGUCGCCUGGAGUUUGAUGUUUGUCGUGCCGGUUGGUUGCCAAAGAAACUUCUCAUCCGAGCCGUCGGACCUGAACCUGCUCGGCCUUCAUGGCACCGACCCGCCUCAUCGUAUCCAGGCCUCAGACGCGGAGCCUCACCUGCUGCAGGAGACUGUGAACAAGCUCCCGGCCUCGCUGGAGAAAGGAAAAUCAAAACACGUGAACAAGCUGAAACACAAACAUGACAGAAAGUCUUCCUCCAACUCCUCGCUGGCGGUUCGUGAGCGGCCGGUGUCGCCGCCCAGCUGCCUGCAGGUCACGUCCAUAAACCCCGCCUUCAGGUACUUCAACACGGUGCUGUCCUGCGUUAUCUUUGCUGUGGGGAUCAUUGGAAACGGCACCCUGCUGAGGAUUAUCUACCAAAAUAAAAGCAUGAGGAAUGGCCCCAACGCUUUGAUAGCCAGUCUGGCCCUCGGAGACCUGAUAUACAUCGCCAUCGACAUUCCAAUCAACGUGUAUAAGCUCCUGACGAUGCCGUGGCCGUUUGCCGACAGCGUGUUCGGUCUGUUCCUCUGUAAGCUGUUACCCUUCCUGCAGAAAGCUUCAGUCGGCAUCACCGUCCUCAACCUGUGUGCUCUGAGUGUGGACAGGUAUCGUGCGGUGGCGUCCUGGUCCCGGGUGCAGGGCACAGGUGUUCCCACGGUGACGGCGGUGGAGAUCGUGGUGAUCUGGCUGCUGUCGAUGGUGCUCGCCGUGCCGGAGGCCAUCGGCUUCGACAUGGUCUCCUUCGAAUACAAGAAUGUCACCCUGACGACCUGCAUGCUGCAGCCCAAGACGCCCUUCAUGAUUUUCUACAGGGAUGCAAAGGACUGGUGGCUGUUUGCCUUCUACUUCUGCGUACCUCUGCUCUGUUCUGCCGUCUUCUACGGCCUGAUGACCUGCGAGAUGCUCAGACACCAGAAGGGAAGUCUGAGAAUCGCACUGAGUGAACACCUUAAACAGCGCAGAGAAGUAGCUAAAGCCGUGUUCUGCCUGGUGCUGAUCUUCGCUCUGUGCUGGUUUCCACUUCAUCUGAGUCGCCUGCUGAAGAGAACCGUCUACAGAUCCCACGAUGCUCACCGCUGCGAACUGUUGAAUUUCCUGUUGGUGCUCGACUACUUCAGCAUCAACAUGGCCACCAUCAACUCCUGCAUCAACCCCAUAAUCCUCUACUUUGUCUCCAAGAAGUUCAAAAACUGCUUCAAGUCCUGUCUGUGUUGUUGGUGUUAUUCUGGAUCUCUCUCCAGCAGCACGCUGCCGCUGCACCACGGGACGAGCCUGCAGUACAAACACACUGACCACUGA
Molecule: messenger RNA, 1655 nt
Organism: Cottoperca gobio
Lineage: Eukaryota; Metazoa; Chordata; Actinopteri; Perciformes; Bovichtidae
Product: endothelin receptor type B-like
Exons: 7
Coding region: 207-1655 (482 amino acids)
Biological process (GO): developmental pigmentation; regulation of blood pressure; vasoconstriction
Cellular component (GO): plasma membrane
Molecular function (GO): endothelin receptor activity
Source: RefSeq, a predicted model, not a curated record